AUGCAUUCACUAGAAUGCUUUAGAAAUAAAUUAAAUUUAAAUACAUUGCAUUUUUUUCAAAUUGGAAAAGAAGCAAAAUCAAAGAUAGAUGAUGUAGAAGUUUUUGAUGAUGAAAAGGAAGUAGACGAAGUAAAAAAAAUGAUAUAUCCUAGAAUUGUUAGUUAUGGUGAUUUUUCAGUUGAUCUAUACAAAGAAAAUGAAAAUUAUAAUAUAGAGAUAAUUGAAUUGAAGUGCAAUGAGAAAUAUCCUUACCAUUUAGAUCAUUUAUCAUUAAAAAUUUUAAAAGUUUUGAUGAUUACUAGAACUAAAAAGGUGGAUGUUUCCAAGUAUUUCAAUGAACUUUGUAAAAAACAUAACUCUUGUUCCUUAUCUGUUCAAUUAGAUGAAGAAAGAAAUUUUGUUGAUGAUAAAAAAACUAUACAUUUAAAAAUAAUAAAUGAUAAGAAAAAAAGACAUAGGAAUUCAAACAUAAAUAAAUUGAAAAUUUUCUUUGUAUGUGAAGAUUUAAUUCAUCAUUACGUUAUACCAACAAAAGCACGUCAUGUUUCUAGGUAUGCUUUUUCUUAUGGGAAAAUUGCAUACAUAAGAUGUGAAAAUCAUAAAACUGUUCGAAUUAUAAAAAUAUCAGGAAAAAUGUCUAAUGGAAAGUUUAACAUUAUAUCAAAGGAUGAAAUUUUAUCCUACUGUUCACAAAGAGAAAUAUGUAAAAUUAAUAUGCUAGAUUUAUAUAAGGACCAUAAAGAAUCAGAUUAUGUGUUUUAUGAAGUUAAAUAUGCUUGUAGAAUUCCACAAGUAUGUAGAUUAUGUUCUGAGAAUUCUACAUGUGAGUUAGAUAAAAUUUUCAAUAAAAAUAAAGAUGUUAUACAAUUUGAAAAUAAUUUGAAUAAUGGAGAAGACGAAGUAUUUAAUAGAUUAUUACCAAAAAAUGAAGAUGAAGCUGAAACUGAAGAAGAAAAAAAAAAAAUAAAUAUAAAAAAUCUUGAAUAUAAUCCAAUAUCAUUUGAUUCAAAUCAUAUGGUGAGUGUAGGUAAUAAUGCAUAUCAUAUAUAUGAAAUUUGCAAAUGUAAGAAAGGUUUUUUACAAGAAGGAUUAUUAUGCUUCAAAAAUGAGAAUCAGGAUAAGGAAAUAGAAAAAGAAAAUCAUAAUGAUGAAAAAAAAGAGAAUAUUAUUUUAGAUAAUAAAGAAAAUCAAAGGGAAGUUAUAAAUGAAGAAAGAGUAAAUAAUAAUAAUGUAGAAGUUUUAGAAAAUGAAAAUAUACCGGAUGAAAAAAAUAUGGUAAAUGAAAAAAUUAAUAACCAUAAUAAAGUGGAUAUUGAAGAUCCCUUAAACGAUGAAAAAGAAAAAAUAAAUAAUCCUGAAGAAAUACAAGAAAAUAAUAAUGAUUUUAUUAAUGAUGAUAAUAAUAUAAAUAUAAAUGAAAUUGAUGAGGAUUUAUCAAAUUCAAAAGAAAUACCUAACAAUAGUGAUCAAAUAAAAGAAGAUGUAAAUUUUACUUUAGAGGAAAGUUAUAAUAAUUUAAAAAAAGGAAGUAAAAUUAACACUGAAGAAAAUUUGGAUAAAACUAAAGUAGAACCAAAUUCGAUAAAGAUGGAUUCUUUUUCUAUUCUAAAUGUUUUUCAACAUACAUUAUUUUUAUUAUUUUUUGUUUCAUUUUUUUGA
This is a messenger RNA of Plasmodium relictum, 1659 nucleotides long. RefSeq lists its product as hypothetical. NCBI's taxonomy places the organism in Eukaryota, Apicomplexa, Aconoidasida, Haemosporida, Plasmodiidae. The coding region runs from base 1 to 1659 and encodes 552 amino acids. The record is from RefSeq and is a predicted model, not a curated record. The transcript has 2 exons.